Molecule: messenger RNA, 8936 nt
Organism: Pomacea canaliculata
Lineage: Eukaryota; Metazoa; Mollusca; Gastropoda; Architaenioglossa; Ampullariidae
Product: USP6 N-terminal-like protein
Exons: 14
Coding region: 1190-3202 (670 amino acids)
Source: RefSeq, a predicted model, not a curated record
CGAAAAACAUUAUACCUGUAUGUUAUGGACAACACCGAAUGAAGAUUUUCCUGCAGGCAUAAUAGUGCAGACUGCGUGCAUAUAAGGCACACACCCAGACAAGACAGAAAGUCACAUGCUAAUAUAUAUUACACACGCACUUGUCCUCGAUCGAUAUCUGUCCGUUCACCCCCUAACGUGUAUAGGCACUUGUACUUUUAUAAGAAAGCGUAGAAAGAAAAUACGAUCGAAAUACAUGCAUCUGCAACCAUAGAGUUCGAUCUGUGACGUACGCAUUUUCAGCUCGUGAGCGCAAAGUGCGGCGAAAUCACUGCAUCAAUAUAGACACUUGAAAAUAUGCGUCAAAAUCGUGUAGAAAGGUUUUUAGCAACUUUUCGUUUUAAAAUAAUUUUGCAUACUAUUAAAUUUCCCUGCAGUUUUCUAGGCCUGGAUAUGAGCAGGGUAAAAAGACUUCGGUGAGUCUGUAAACUCAGUCCUGCAAACAAGUGUCUCCCCAAAGAAUGUUUGCUGGAUACGAGAUAUAAACCUUCAUUAAAACAUUUGGCCAAAGAGGAUCCUCUUUGAUUUGAUGAUGAUGAUGUCUAUUUGUAAUACGCAGGUAUCCAUUCAGAAGAAUGCUCAUUGCGCAGCAAAAAAACAAAAAAAUAUGCCACUGGCAUAUUUUACUGCUACUCUCAUUCUUAUUUCUGGCGCGCUGUAUACAGCAAUGUCUGUAGUGUACUGAAUUCAUUCCUCAGCACAAGGAAAGAAAACAAGGAAGUUGACAAGAAAAGAGAGUUUCAUUUCGCUUGACUUUCACGCACUAUCAACAUUCCAAGACCGGAAAAGCCCGCUAAGGGUUGUCUCCCACCCACUUCCGCUGAGAAGGGAGACUACCGCGUUUAUUGACAAUUCGGUAACGCGGCUGUCCGCUUGUACCCUACUUUAUAUAUGUGAAGGUCACGUGACUAGUAGGUGUUCGCAGUGAAACGUACAGGUGGGUCCUGGUGGUUGCUAUUUUUGCCCACAUAGUAAUUUUCCUGUGGAAAAGUGAGCCGUUAACGGAUUAAAGAUAUCCUUCCAUCUUUCAUGUUGGUGUGUGCGUGUUCUUGCCGGUCGCUUGGAGUCGCAUACAGUCGACAUUCCAAAGCCCUAUAAUGUGAGGACAAUAUACCAUGUGUGUUAAGGAGAAUGCCACUGCAAGCUCAUCAUGACCAGCAGCACCCUGACCGAGCUAGAAGAAAUUCAGCGCGCUGCCAAAGAGCGAGCCGACAUUGUAGCCAAAUAUGACAAGGGGCGGGAAGAAGGCGCUCAGAUCGACCCAUGGGAAGAUCCUGCAUUUGAAGUGUAUCAUGUCACAGACCGAUAUGGUUUUAUACAUGAACAUGCCUUGCCAGCAGUCCCUGAUGCAGUGGAGGCAAAACAUCGACAAGUGGAGCUCGACCGGACUCAGAAAUGGGUCAAGAUGCUCAAAAAUUGGGACAAAUAUUAUCCAGGCGAAAAGCUUGUGCGUAGAGUCUACAAAGGCAUCCCAGACAGACUCCGGGGGGAGGUUUGGUCACGUCUCUUAAGUGUGAAUAAAAUCAAGGCAGAACAAGAGGGCAUUUAUCAGAAAAUGAGACAAAGGGCUCGCUCACGUUCUACCUCUAUUAGACAAAUAGAUCUAGAUGUUAACAGAACUUACCGUAACCACAUAAUGUUCAGGGAACGCUAUGGUGUCAAGCAACAGGCAUUGUUUCAUGUGCUAGCUGCCUAUUCUGUCUACAAUACCGAGGUUGGCUACUGCCAGGGAAUGAGUGAAAUAGCAGCACUCCUGUUGAUGUACUUAAAUGAAGAGGAUGCAUUUUGGGGAAUGUCUCAGCUUUUUGUCAGUGAAAAGCACACAAUGCAUGGAUUUUUUAUCCCUGGCUUUCCAAAGUUGUUGCGCUUCCAAGAACACCAUGACAACGUUUUGAAGAAGUUUGUUCCCAAGAUCCGACGACAUUUGGAAAAAAAUGAAAUAUUUCCAAGUUAUUACUCCAUCAAGUGGUUCCUACAGUGUUUCUUGGACAGGACUCCGUUUCACCUGACUUUACGGCUGUGGGACAUUUAUGUGUUGGAAGGGGAUCGUCUGCUGGUAGCCAUGGCCUAUUGUGUCAUGAAAGUGCACAGACGUCGAAUAAUGAAGAUGGCCAUGGAUGAAUUGUCAGAGUUCUUUCAGAUAUCUUUAGAAAAGGAUUUUUUGUAUGAGGAUGAUGUUGUCAUCGAGCAGUUACAGCUUUGUCAGGAAGAGUUACGAAAGGCAAAAAUGGACUUGCCUCCCCGCCCACGUUUGAAUGAAAGCCCCACUCUGCCCUUUGGCCUUGACAUACAGCCAAGCAUUGAGCAGCUCAUUGGCCGCCGCACUGCAGAAUCCAUUGACGAACACUUCCGCCGUAAUCCUCGCAGCGGUAAGGCUGCGUACUUCAGGAAGAAAAAUUCCAACAACCUGAACACGCCAGAGAUGCCUCGCAGUCGAGGAGACACACGCUCAAUACAGUCCAGCCGUUUCUCCGAUUAUUCCCUUGGGGACCAGUCCUCCUAUUAUGACACAGCUGCCAACUCGAGGAUAUCAUUAGCUGACCAGUCACGUGCCUCGAUUCAGAGUUCUCGCACAUCUUUUGCUGAUGUGUCUGAGAUGGGCAGUAUGACUCUGACCUAUGGAGGUGUGCCAGCCUUUCCUGAUGAUCUUGGAAGUGCAGAUGCUACUACCCCCACCACACCCACACCAAAAGGCAUGGCAACACCCACGCCAGUCUCAGCGGCUGCCUCCUCUUUUCAGACAGAGUCAAACACCAUGGAAGAGAGUAUGGAAGCUGAGGGCGGAGCCCGCUCGCCAGCGUCCAUCAACUCUGAUUACGAUAAUGUAAAUGGGAGCUAUGAUGACGGUCCUCCUUUAGUUAUCAACCAAGGAAUUCCCAUCAGCAAGUCAGAUGGUUUCAUGGGUGGCCGGGGCACCUCAAUAGACACAGAGAUGAAGGUCGUGAAUGGCCACAAUGGCAGAAUGACCUCCCAGAUGAAGAUGACGAGGACAGAAAAUGACAUUCACCAGGCACGCGGUUAUGACCGCAUGGAUACUAAUGAACGUGAACUGCAGAAUGGAAUGUAUGUGGAGAAGCACCGGUCACACCAGGUGUCCACCACAACUACGACACGCAUGAGAACAGUGUUUACUCGCCAAGUGGAGAAAACAUCUCAUGUGUGAUGUCCUUUAAGAUUUAUUGUGCACAUCGAUAUUCUUAUAGUCAUCUGUGAAAAAAAAGGAGAUUUUCAGAUCUAUGUUGAUGUGUGUUGUGCGUGUGCAUGGGUGCAUGCAUGUGUGCACACAGUAUCUGUGUGCGUGUGCACACAGUUUAUUUCUUUGUAAGUGUGCAAGCCUGAUGUAUGUUCAUAUUUCUUAGGCGUGGGCAUGUCUUUGAGCCUCUACUGGCAUGCUUGAAGGUGUGUAUAUGUGUGCAUUUAUGUUACUGGGAAGAGUGAAUAGAAUGUACAUCUGACCACUGAAAUUGUUGAAAUUUUUAAAACAAAAUUUUAGCGUGCAUUUAUUCUUAAUUGUAGAUUUUAAAUUAAUAGGCUUGUUCAGUACUGGGAUAUGAAUGGUGAUUUUUUUAUUUAAAAUAUUUUGUCUUCUCUCAGAAAUAUUUUUUUCAGUUUUUGUCUUUGGGGCUAGCAUUUAAAAAUUCAUUAACCCUCACAUGAGACAAAUAGGUACUGCUAAUAGAUCUGAGGACUUGGCAGCAUUGUGACAAUGUUACCUUUAGACACUGGAGACCUGCAAAACAGGUAAAAAUAUUUAAAAUGCUAGAGCAGACUAUCAACUCUGUAGUGGCUUAAAAAUAUGACAUGAUAUUCAAAGAAAUUAUAUAUAUAGGUUCAGGUACUAUGAAAAAUACUCAGAAAAAUAAAAUUUUAAUUCCUCUGCUUUAUAUAAUAAAACCUAUCAUAAAACCAUUGUUAAUCAAAGUCUCAUGAAAAAAAUUAGUCUGGUGCCUUGAAAUCAUCUAGAUAGCAGUGACUGGUAUAACAUGUCAUCUUUCUAUAACAGUUCAGAAACAAAAAAAAAAACAACUCUUGAACUCGUUCAUGAAAGGAAGGGAGCAUCAUCCACUUAUUAUGGUAGUGGCAGAUGGACUAACUUAAUCUGUAGUAAAGGCGAUAUGAUAGCCCAAAUCAGUGAAAAAGUAAUUUCUUCUGAAGCUGGAUUUUUUUUUCAGGGUACUAGGUAAUUUUAAGAUAAUUUAUUAUGUCAUGUCAUAAUGAGGUGCGGCGGGGGGGGGGGGGGGGUCAUUCAGCUCUUGUAUUCAAGAUAAUCUUUUGUGGAAAAGAAAACAGAAUGCAAACUUAAAUGACAAUACACAUAGAUAAUUCAAUGGCUUCAAAGAGUCUGUGAAUAGUAAUUUAUUUCUGGAAUUCUUUGAAAUUUUUGUUAUUUUUAGUUUUUUCUCCUCUGUCCUCCAGUACCACAUAAGAGGGGACAUUGCAUCCAUCUUCGUCAUAUCACACUCUGUAAUCUGUGGUUUUGUUAUAUUAUUCUUUUACCUUUGCCUCCUACUUUUACCCCAUUUCUAGUAAGAAAGAUAUUUAUACUUCUUUGAGCCUAUGAGAUUUCGUCAUCACUUAUGCCAUGUUCGACUUACGUGAGUCCAUACACUUUUGCUCUUUUCAUCUCCAGUAUUGUAGCAGGGAUUCCUGUGGCACUCUCCACAUCCACUGUGCUUGCUUACCUUUCUCAUGCAUUUUCAUUACUUUCAUGGGUGUGGCUUGCAGGAGCAUGGAAAAUUUAUUUUCUUUACCAUAAGUCUUUGUUUAACUAUUUAAAAAGAAUGAAGAGAUAUAUUUCUUGGUUUGCUGCUGUGAUGUAAGAAAAAAAGAUUAAGAUGUCAAAAAGGAUCCAGAGUAAUUUAUAGAACAAGACAUAAAUGCAACUCUUGGUAUAUAGAUUAUAUUUUAAAAUGGGUAAGAUGUCUGAAUACUUGACAGAUUUAUAUUUGACUUUUGAAAAACUAAGUCCACUAUAUUUGCAAUAUUUUUUAUCUGUGCAUAUGCAUUGUCAAGCAUGGUGUGACUACACAGUAGGAGAGCAAGCACAAACAUGAAAAGAUAGCAGCAUUUGCUUUUUGCACUGUUUAAUUGAUGACAUGUAGAACAUGAAAGCAUACUUAAAAAUCUGGACUAUGUAAUGAUCUUACAUGGUUUUAACAACUUGAAUAGUGUAAAUAUGAUAGGGGAUGGAGUAAUAGAAUUCUUGAGAAUGAUUAUGUAAGCAAGUUAAAAUAUGCUUGUUUAAAAAUAUAAAGAACAGUUCCAGGAAAACUGGUUUCUGUGAUUCUGUGUACAUUUGACUACUGUAGGUUUUAAUAUUUUCUAUGUUUACAUGUAUUUUAUGUGUGUGGGGGGUAAGGGGGGCUGCUACCAUUAUCUUCCUUUGAGCUUUCUACAGAAACUGAUCCAAAAUAUAAGACUUUAUAAUCAUAUAUGUCACAUCUGUUUCAUACAUUUUGCUUUCCAGCAUGUUUUCUAGGACUUAUGGUUUUGUGCAAUUCUGUAUCCAUGCAUUAGAAUAUUACUUAUACAUCCCCAUUGUCAUCAGGUUUUUUUCUCAUUUCUUUUUCUCUCUUCAGUAAUUUUUUUAAUUCAAUUUUUUUCAUUCAAUUUUUUCUAGCAAAAGCGAAGUCAGGUUACACCUGUAAUCUACACUGUCAAUAUUUAUUGCAUGCACAUUUUCUGAGAUUUUUUAUGGCAGAGAGGAGAAAGGAGAGGUUCCACUGAGCUUGAUUUUUGGGUCUGAUCUGCUUGCAUUUAUGCACAGAGUUCUGCCUGAGCCCUCUUAUAGUGGCCAUGAAGGCCACAGUGACCAGUCUGCCUACAUCAUAUGGACAUACCUCAACCACCCACACCUCACCUUCCAGUCAGUGUGAGAAGCUUCUAUUGAGAUCUGCCCAUGCAUUCAACCACCCAAUAUUUUUUUAAUGUAGAACUCACAUUUAUUCACAUUGGAUUUAUUCUUCAGGAGACAGGUUGGAACUGAGCUGCAGAAAAUAACUUGCCCACUGGACAAAUUUUGUUUGACUAACCCUUUUCCUUUGCUGGGUGUCAGUUUUGGUCAGAUGUUUAUGGAACAGUGCAGAAGAAAGAAAAGCAUUUUAUAUUAAUAUUUUAUAAGAACACGAUGCUGCACUGUAACUGAAGUGUCUGUAUAGUUUGAAAGGUAAAGCUUGCAGUGUUCACAAGUGAGCAUAUUUGUACUAAAUACAGUUAUUCAUUGGGCAUGGUUCAUUGCAGAUAAAUCACUCAUGACAGUAAUGAUAUUAUGAAUUAUCAUAGUAUUCAGUUUAGAGUGUCAAUUUUGUUUGUAUUGACUUUAAUAUGCUGAUAGUAGUUGGAUUGCAUACUGAAGCUUGAUUGUCAAAAUGCCAUAUUUUUUGUGUGCAUUUUAUAUCAGCUACUUGCCUCUCUUGUGUGUGGGAGAUAUGUUGUCAUCUUGGGGCUGCUCUCCAAGCUUAGCUCAGUGGGUGGAUAAACUUCCUGAUACAUAAUGGUGCUAGUGAGGUGUUCUUGAGUAAUAAAUGACCUAGUCAGUGUGAACACAGUGGCUGCAUGUUCAAUAUACAAAUCAUAUUUUUUCAGGGAGUGGAAUAGGAAGGAAGAUAUGAUGUUUUGUAGGGAGUCAAAGCAUGGUGAUUAAGUUAGUAGUUCUGUACAGGCAAGAUAUGCCCAAAGAUUAGUCAUUCCCAUAUUGAUCACUUAUAAGUGAACAGCUAAAGAGGAACAAAUUUACAUUUUUGGGGGGGGGUGGGGGGUGGGAUCCCUUGACAAUGCUGUAAUUACUGGAGAUUUUGUCUGCAAACAACAUCUAAUGGAACUUGAUGUGAUCCUUUUAAGACUGCCUGGUUUUGUGUUGUCUUCUAGAUAAAUUCUGCAUCAUUAGGUAAAUCACAGUUGUAUCAUCUUUAGAUGUCUUGUAUAUGUUGAGUUUUAUGGUCUGUGCUUUUGAAUAGCUGUGUUGUAUGCAUGAAUACUUUUCUAUUUCGGAUGUUUGUUUUGGUUGCUUCUUAAUAGUUUAGUUUUUCUUCUGAUUUUUAAAUUGAAUGCAGAUCUAUUCUGCUUAAACCCAUUGUGAUGUGCAUAGACUGUUAUUUGCACAUAAACAACUUCAUUUGUCUUGUGGAUAAAUAUCAACAUUUUUUUAUGUUUGUGGGGUAUGUCUUUUCCUUGCACAUAGAGCAGAUAUCCUGAAAGCUAGAACAUUCUAACUUCUCAGAGCAGAUAGAGCACCUCAAGGAGAUGUGGCUUUGUGGCAAUCAUCUUUAGUAUGCAACAGCAUUCCCUUCUUUACCUGACCAUGCACACCUGUUUGAACCAGCAUGUUCUGUAUCUUGAUGCCCCUUAUUAUUUAUAUAUUAUGCAAAAGGUCCUUGAGAUGUAAAGCAUUGAGGUGUGGAUUACUUUGUGUAUAUACAGCAUUGAUAUCAUCAUGUAUUUAACAUGCCAUGCAUGGUCUAGAUUGUAUAUUUAGAUCAUUUGGGUGAAUGUGUUUGCUGUGACGUUUCAGCACUGUCAGUCGUUAAUAGACCAUUGCAGGACAGCACAACGCAUUUCACAGAAAGGCAUACCCAUGUUCUACUUUGUAUACAUUAUUGGUAUUGCUGUAUGAAGUGAUAAAAGCUAAGCCUUACCAGAACAAAGAUUGAAAGAUACUGUACUCAGAAAAAGGAGUUUGCAUUAUAAGUUUAGCUGUGUUUUGUGCAUGACAUGUAAAAUCACAAUGUCAUGUUUUUACCUUGUGGAACAUGUAAGAAAUUAUUUCAGCAAAGAAAUUAAACAUGCACUAGCAUUUAAUGUGAAUUGUAAUUUGCAUCAGUAAAUAUGCAGAUAGCAUACCGAACUAUGCUGUUUUGCCUGUCAGCAUGGCUGUUACCAUGUAACCAUUUUGAUCUGAAGAGCAGGGAGUGUGCAUGUGUUAUAUAUAUGUGUGUGUGUUCAAGAGUGUAAGGGCUUAAGGAAGACAGACUGGGACAAGGGUCACAUCAUGAAGGAUAAGUGACCUUGCAAUUAAUGCUGCCCAGAAAAGUCCUCAUAGCUGUACAUGUUACUUACCAUGCCAAAUAAAAAACCAAAAAUUAAAAAAACAACUGAUAAAUAUGAACAGGGCAACAUUAGCCAUAUUAGUAUUAGAUCAGUAUAUAAAAAGUGAUACGGUGAUUUUUUUUUGUCAGGUUUUAUGUCUUGCACAAAUCACAGAUGGAUUUUAAGCCCUUAUGUGACUUAAGCUUUGCUGCAGUUCGCACAUGAGCUAUUCAUUGUUGUUUAGAUUAACAAAAAACUAAUCCCUCAUGUGUUGUUGUCUUGGAUGCUGUUAGGAAAAAAAUUUUUUUUCUAUAUGGGGCUUCCAUUUUGUCAAUACUAAGGGCAUGCAUUUUUCAGUUCUUGAUUUCUUUUUUCCAGAAGAAAUUUAAAAAAAAAUCCUUUCGAAUUAUUAUAAUUCAUAAAAAAUGAUAUUUGUGAGAUUUGGCACCGAAGAACUACUAGUCAUGUUUCUAUGCCUGCAUUUUUAUUCUGGUCAGUUUUGAUCCAAGGAAAAAGUUUAAUGUGUUCUCAUUCUGUAUAGGUACAUACAAACUGAUAGAAAGCAAGAAUGGGAGUUCAUUUUGUUUACAUUCUGUAUGCUUGUGUGCAGAUGGGUUGUCAGGUUGAUAACACGUUUUGUAUACCAUUUUAAUUUAAAGAUAUUUAUUAGCAACUAUGCAUUGUUUCAGGUAGUAAUUCUGUCCCGUUACAAAGAGAAUAAUCUGUAAAUAGCAUGUUGUGUUCUGUGAAACAAUGAUUGCUUAAUGCUGUACUGUAGCUCAUUUUUGUGCCAACUAUUUCAUGUAUUAAUUUUUUAUGUGUAAAGUCAAAUUUGCAAUUUAAUCUUCUCAAUAAAUGUAUUUGCACAGUAA